AUGAAUGUCCUCCUCUCCUCCCGCAAAAACCUCCCUUCCAGCACCACCAGCACCACCAUCCCAGGCCGAACGCCCUUCACCGAAGUCCUCCAAACCUCAACCGUAAUCGUAAUAACCUGCCCCCUCAUCCCCGAAACCAUUAACCUAAUCUCCCACCCCGAGUUCUCGCUCAUGCGCCCCGACGCGCUCCUCAUCAACGUCGCCAGAGGCGGGAUUGUGAACGAAGAAGCUCUAGUAGACGCGUUGAAGCAGGCACGGUUGAAGGGCACGGCGACUGAUGUGUUUGUCGAGGAGCCGGCAGGGGAGGCGAACAGUGUGUUAUUGCGGGAGUUGAAGAAGAGUCCGGGUGGAGAUGCGGAGUUGGAGGGCAGGGUCGUCGUUAGUCCGCAUGUGGCUUGGUAUGCUCGGAGUAGUAUUGAGAAACUGAGACGCGUCGUAGGGGAGAAUAUAGAGGCGUGGGUUGGUAGGGAAGAGGGAAAAGUUCAAUUUGUGGGGUUGGGGGAAUUUCCUGCCUACAAUUGA
Messenger RNA from Lachnellula hyalina, 522 nucleotides. RefSeq names its product putative 2-hydroxyacid dehydrogenase. Lineage: Eukaryota; Fungi; Ascomycota; Leotiomycetes; Helotiales; Lachnaceae. The transcript has 2 exons. Gene Ontology annotation, molecular function: NAD binding. The record is from RefSeq and is a predicted model, not a curated record. Bases 1 to 522 code for a protein of 173 amino acids.